Aureobasidium musti is the source of this 900-nucleotide messenger RNA. The record is from the annotation of a GenBank genome assembly. NCBI's taxonomy places the organism in Eukaryota, Fungi, Ascomycota, Dothideomycetes, Dothideales, Saccotheciaceae.
AUGGCAGCCACAUUAUUUGAUAUGGCACAACGUGCUUGUAUCAGAAAUGUUAUGGACAUGUACGACGUUGGCGACCUGCGGUAUGAGAUAAUCAGACCUGUCCUCAAGAACGUCACUAAUCCAGCACAACUCCUUCAAGUGACACGACCAAAGAAUCCUUCUUCGUGGUGGAAGGUAUAUCGCAAACUCAAGAGAGAGGACGAAGCGGAAACACGCGAGGCAGAAGACAGGUUGAAGGCUGCUCUUAAUAGACACAAGGUCGACAAGGGAGCCAAGCAGACCAACAUCGUACAUGCCGUCAUACCCUCAGGCGAGAGACGUUCUGGCUGGAGUUCAGGGCCGCGCGAGAAGCCGUUUGGCGAGCAGGCCAUGAAGAACGCGAAGACGACUGCUCAGAAACUCGCCGUCCUCAAGCGUCAAACCGUACAAAGACAAGCAGGUCGCAGUGUCGCUCAGUCUGUCCCUAUGCAUCAACUGUCCCAACUCAGAGGCAAGGUCACUGAAGCGCCCGCUCACAUGAUUCGAAAUUAUACUCAAAAACCUGGCCCAUCGAGACCACCUCCGGCUUUACCUCAAAGUCAGGCAUACCGACCGGUUUUCGCUCGCCAACCACAGACCUAUGCUGAUCGUGCUCUGACUACUGCUAUCAACAAGACCAAACAAGAACAAGAAGCUAGAGAGAAAAGAUUACUGGCUUUGACCAGUGGCUCGUCAGCAAACAAGCCCAGGCCUGCUGCUGCCUCUGCUCCUGCUGCUGCUGCACCGUCAACACAAAGAUCUUCGACGACAUCAGCGCCACCACGGAGGUCAUCACCAGUGCAGACAUCAUCAAAUCCCACGUUAGCAAGGAAACGUCCUGCAUAUGAUCCAUUNUUGCCCGCUCAGAAGAGACGAGCUUAA